AUGGCGGCAUUAAACAAUGUGGACCUAGAUGAACUUAUUGCAAGGUUAGUAGCAGUAAGAGGCUCGCGACCAGGGAAAUUAGUUGAAAUCCGAGAGUCUGAAAUCGAAUAUCUCUGCCACACAGCGCGGGAUAUCUUCAUUUCCCAACCGAUACUUCUAGACCUCGAGGCACCUAUCAAGGUCUGCGGGGACAUUCACGGACAGUACUACGACCUCCUCCGUCUAUUCGAAUACGGAGGCUUUCCACCCGAAUCCAACUAUUUAUUUCUCGGUGACUACGUGGACCGCGGCAGACAAUCCAUAGAAUGUAUGUGCCUCCUGCUAGCCUACAAGAUUAAGUAUCCGGAGAACUUCUUCAUUCUACGCGGGAAUCAUGAAUGCGCAUCCAUCAAUCGCAUCUACGGUUUCUACGAUGAAUGUAAACGAAGAUGUAAUGUCAAGCUCUGGAAAACAUUUAUCGAUUGCUUCAAUUGUCUACCUAUUGUUGCUAUCAUAGAUGAUAAGAUAUUCUGCACGCAUGGUGGGCUUAGCCCGGACUUGACUUCCAUGGACCAAAUUCGGCGCAUCAUGCGGCCUACAGAUAUCCCUGAUACGGGGUUACUAUGCGACCUCCUCUGGGCCGAUCCGAACAGGAAUAUUAUAGGCUGGGGUGAAAACGAUCGUGGUGUUUCGUUCACUUUUGGCCCCGAUGUGGUUCGACGGUUCACCCAGAAGCAUGACCUUGACAUGAUAUGCCGCGCACAUGAAUGUGUUCAGGAUGGAUAUGAGUUCUUCGCUAAGCGGCAAUUGGUUACAAUUUUCAGUGCACCCAAUUAUUGUGGCGAAUUUGAUAAUUCUGGCGCUAUGCUAAGCAUCGAUGAGGACCUUCUCUGCUCGUUCCAGGUUUUGAAGCCGGCUGAGAAACGGAAGCCAAUUUUUGGAAGGCGAUCAGACAAAGAAAAAGCGCGUUAG
This is a messenger RNA of Aspergillus welwitschiae, 951 nucleotides long. RefSeq names its product serine/threonine-protein phosphatase. The record is from RefSeq and is a predicted model, not a curated record. Gene Ontology annotation, cellular component: cytoplasm; nucleus. Gene Ontology annotation, molecular function: protein serine/threonine phosphatase activity. The coding region runs from base 1 to 951 and encodes 316 amino acids. The transcript has 5 exons. NCBI's taxonomy places the organism in Eukaryota, Fungi, Ascomycota, Eurotiomycetes, Eurotiales, Aspergillaceae.